Somion occarium is the source of this 1504-nucleotide messenger RNA. NCBI's taxonomy places the organism in Eukaryota, Fungi, Basidiomycota, Agaricomycetes, Polyporales, Cerrenaceae. The record is from the annotation of a GenBank genome assembly.
GAUUUCUCAUGUAUUGCGCUGUUCCGCUCAUGCCUUGACUAACGUUGCUGCUUGCCAGGGUUCCAAGUCCAAUGGUUUCGCCGUGACCGUGAUAUUUCUACUAUAUUUCUCAGCACAAUGCUUACUCGUGCGCAUGUGCUUUCGUGCUGGGCCCCGUAAUCUCAUCCGGCAAAGCCAGGACUGGGAGGGGUAUAUAAGGUCUGUAUGGUUUAUGUAUCUGCCCCCAAGUUCUUUAUCUACACUACACUGCUUAGCAUUCUUUCCAAACAAAAUGUCUCACCAACUUGUCUGGCUCAUCACUGGCACUUCGUCGGGUCUCGGCCGUGACCUAACCCUCGCUGCUUUGAAGCGCGGCGACAAAGUCAUAGCGACUGGCCGUGCCCGCUCUCUCUCCAAACUUGAUGACCUCAAGCAGUAUGGCGCUGACACCCUUGAACUCGACGUGACUUCUUCCUUGGAAACCCUUCAAGAUAUCGCCAAGAAGGCCGUCGCGAUUCAUGGGCGCAUUGACAUCCUCGUCAAUAAUGCGGGCUUUGUGGAACUUGGAACCCUAGAGGACCUCACACAUCUGGAGACAUACAAUCAGUUCAAUACCAACGUGUUUGGCCCUCUGAAUAUCAACAGGGUAUUUCUGCCAUACAUGCGCGAACGCAAAUCUGGCACCGUUGUUUGGCUUGGUUCUAUUGUUGGUUGGAUCGGUUUCGGCAGCAUUGGCCUGUAUGCCGGAACCAAACACGCUGUUCGAGGGCUUUCCGAGAGCUUACAUCAAGAGAUUUCUCCUCUGGGACUGCGGAGCAUUUGCUUUGAGCCAGGAUACUUCCGAACGGACUUUUUAAGUGAAGACAACCGUGGUAAUGACAAGACUCGUAUCGAGGACUACAGGGAGAUCAACGAAAGGAACUCCGCGCUCUUCAAUGCUUAUAAUCACAACCAACCUGGCGAUCCUAAGAAGGCCGUCGAAGUCAUGAUCGACGUCAUUAAAGGAGACGGUGCUGCACGGGGUAAAGAGUUCCCUACUGUCGUUGCGCUCGGAAGCGACGCAUAUGAUGUUAUCAAGGGUGCUUGCACCACGGCAUCGGACAGGUUGGAGGCUUGGAAGGACCUCACAGUUAGUACAGACUUCCCCAAAGGGAACUGAGGUCUAUCGGUCGAAAGAUGUUUGACUUAUAAUAGUGUUGGCAAUUGUACAAGCGUUUCUAUCUUCCACCCAUGGCUUUUGAAACUGAAUGCCUACAAAACGGAUGCCGCGCCGUUCAUCAUCAUUACAGAGACUGCUGUGUUCCAUUAGGACUCUAAGUAUCUCGCCACCCCAUCCGAAGGUUGUCUUAGGCUUAGAUCACCCUCCAAUCCCCUAGAGCUCUAUGUCCGGCCGUCUCCAUGUGAAAUACGUGCACAUGGCGAGUGCAAACCAUGCCCAGUGACCAGGCAAGUGCUGAAGAACGUCAUUUCCUACGACGUCCUGCUUACUCUGACGAUGCCCUUCCGAUGUAAAGCACUUAGCGAA